CUUUAUCAUUUUUUCAACACCCCUUUUAAUUUAUUAGAAAAAUUUAUUCUUUUAUAAAAUUUUAAAUUUUUAUCAUUUUACUAAUAAAUUUACAAUAUUUUUUCUUAGUUUGGUCAAUAAUUUUACCCAUUUCAAAUAAUAUUUUUUAAUAACUAAAUGUGACCAAUAUUUUAAUUUAUAAAAGGGUGUAAAGGAAUGGAUACGUUAAUUGGUAUUUGUGGUCGUGAUUUUGUGGCUGUGGCCACCGAUACUUAUGAAAAGCAUUCAAUUGUGACUUUGAAGAACGACGACGACAGUAAGAUAAUGCAAAUUGACGACUCCAAGCUUCUAUUGUUGGCUGGGCCUUGCUGUGAUCGUAAUCAGUUUGGAGAAUACAUUCGGAAAUCAGUCCACUACCACCGCUACAAGACUUCUUUUGACAUGACCACAAAAUCAAUGGCUCAUUUUGUAAGACAGCAAUUGGCUGAAUAUUUAAGGAAAAGCCCUUAUCAAGUUGAUUUACUCGUCGCAGGAUUUGAUAAUAAUGGACCGAAAUUAUACUGGAUAGACUAUUUGGCAAGUUCAACUGAAGUUGAUAGAGCAGUUCAUGGUUACGGAGGUCACUUUCUCCGGGGUUUACUUGACAAAGAGUACCACGAAAACUUAACUGUUGAGGAGGCUGUUUCACUCCUAAAAAAAUGCCGUCACGAAGUAAAAAAUAGGUUCCUUCUGGCUCAGUCGAAUUUUAGAGCAAAAGUAAUUGAUAAAAACGGGAUCCACGAUGUUGAUAUUGAAGACGAUAACACUCCUGAAGUGUUCCGACUUCAGGAUCCAAAAGCCAUUAAAGUUGAUUAAUUUCUUAUUUC
Molecule: messenger RNA, 845 nt
Organism: Theileria parva strain Muguga
Lineage: Eukaryota; Apicomplexa; Aconoidasida; Piroplasmida; Theileriidae
Gene: PBD1
Product: Proteasome subunit beta type-2-A
Exons: 2
Coding region: 196-834 (212 amino acids)
Biological process (GO): proteasomal protein catabolic process
Cellular component (GO): proteasome core complex; cytosol; proteasome core complex, beta-subunit complex
Molecular function (GO): peptidase activity
Source: RefSeq, a predicted model, not a curated record